Molecule: messenger RNA, 3409 nt
Organism: Branchiostoma floridae (Florida lancelet)
Lineage: Eukaryota; Metazoa; Chordata; Leptocardii; Amphioxiformes; Branchiostomatidae
Product: 6-deoxyerythronolide-B synthase EryA2, modules 3 and 4-like
Exons: 4
Coding region: 137-3409 (1090 amino acids)
Biological process (GO): fatty acid biosynthetic process
Molecular function (GO): fatty acid synthase activity; 3-oxoacyl-[acyl-carrier-protein] synthase activity
Source: RefSeq, a predicted model, not a curated record
CCACCUGGACCCUCAAAUCCAGCUCCUGCUGGAGGUGACUUGGGAAGCGCUGGAAAAUGCCGGGAUCCCGCCAAGAUCCAUCCGCGGCUCAAAUACCGGCGUUUACGUAGGCGUGACGUCAAGCGAAUACCUCACGAUGACCUGCAGCCCUUAUUCAAAUAUCAGCCAAUACACAAACUCCGGCACAAACUCAUGCAUGGUGUCCAACCGUAUCUCCUACGAGUUUGACCUCCAUGGUCCGAGCUUUUCUGUAGACACGGCCUGCUCCUCUUCGCUGUACUCCAUCCAUCUUGCCAGUGAAGCCAUCAGAAAAGGAGAUUGUAGUAUGGCCAUCGCUGGAGGUGUCAACUUGAUGCUGCUGCCAAUAACCUCGGUGGGUUUCUGCCAAGCAGGGAUGCUGUCACCAGAUGGCAAGUGUAAAAGCUUUGACGCCUCUGCAGACGGGUACUGUCGGAGUGAGGGAGCCGGGGUUGUUGUCCUCAAGCCACUCUCCAGGGCACUGGCAGAUGGUGACAGGGUCUAUGCUGUCAUUAGAGGCGGCACCCUGACCAAUGAUGGGAGAACACCAGGCAUCGCGAACCCCAGCUACGACGCCCAACUGGACCUUGUUGAGAAAGCGUGUGCAGCAGCCAAAGUACAUCCUCACGACAUUCAGUAUGUAGAGGCACAUGGAACCGGCACCAAGGUUGGAGACAGAACAGAGGCAAAUGCGCUGGGCCAGAUCCUUGGUAGAGGACGAACAAAGGAAGAUCCACCUCUCUACAUUGGCUCGGUUAAGUCCAACUUUGGGCACGCAGAGGGCGCUGCAGGUGUAGCGGGAAUCAUCAAGCUGGCGCUCAUGAUUAGCAAGGGCCAAAUUCCCAGGGUGGUGCACUUUUCAUCACCAAAUCCGGACAUACACUUUGAUGCGCUAAACAUCAAGGUCCCCAGCACUUUGUUACAGUGGGAAGGGAAGGGAAGCAGACUUGCAGGAUGCAGCUCCUUUGGCUUUGGUGGAGCUAACGCUCAUCUCAUCUUGGAGAGGCCCCCAACACCAGAUCUUCAUCCAGCUAUAGAAAACAGUGGCAAAGUCAACGCCAAUCACUUCACAAGAGGGACAGAACGUGAGACAAAAACUAUCAUGUUGCUGUCUGGAAACACCAAGGCUGCCCUGAAAGAACAAGUGGAACACUGGAUCUCUUUCUUAUCGGACACUACAGCUUUCAAUGAAGACCGCUUCCUGCAGAGCCUGUACACUGCUGCAAACCGGUAUCAACACCAUGCAGAAAGGCUGGCAAUGGUUGUCAACGGGCCCGAUGACGCCGUUCAAAAGCUAAACCUCAUGGCAAGAGGAGAGAAGCUGAAGACCGCUGUAGAGGGGAAAGUCCCAGAGGGUGCUGAGCGCGGGAAGAUGGCCUUUGUCUUCUCCGGGAUGGGAACUCAGUGGUGGGGAAUGGGCAGGCGACUUGCCCUGGAGGAGCCAGUAUUCAGUGACGUGAUGCAGCGAUUUGAAGAUGUGUUGAAGACACUAGGAGCUGACUGGUCCAUAGCUGACAUGUUGACAAAGGAGACAAAUCCUGACAAGAUCAACAGGACAGACAUCGCACAGCCCUGCAUCUGCGCAGUACAGAUGGGUUUGGUUGAGCUCAUGAGACAGUAUGACGUCAUACCUGAUGCCAUCGUUGGCCACAGCGUUGGAGAAGUGGCAGCAGCAUACGCUGCUGGUCUCCUGAGCUUCGAAGAUGCCGUGCGAGUGAUCUACUACAGAGGAAAGGAGCUCUGCAAGACAAGUGGCCAUGGGAAAAUGCUAGCCGUGCUGCACCCAAUGAAAGAAGUGGAGGAGCUCGUCGAAAAGGAUGAGAACAGGAACAUCAUCAAUGUAGCCGCUACCAACAGUCCCAACCAGAUUGUGCUCUCCGGAGACGACAAUGCCAUCGACAGCUUCCACAACAAGCUGAAGAGUAGAGGCAUCAAAUGCGUCCUCCUUAAAGUGAACAAUGCAUUUCACAGCUACCAACAGGAACAGGUAAAGGAUUCCAUUCUCAAAAAGCUUAGCAUCCUGUCAGCAUCCAGCAGGACCACCGAGGCACAGAUACCCAUGAUUUCUACCGUCACAAACCAAUGGCUGUCCUCAGAUGUCACCAACACGGCCCACUACUGGUGGACGAACAUCAGACAACAGGUCCGCUUCAUGCAGUCAGCAGAGGUUCUCCUGCGGGACGGCUACAGCACGUUUGUGGAGAUAGGAGCUCAUCCAGCCUUGGGGCCUGCCCUGAAGGAUAUUCAAAGCACCAGUAACUCGCGUACCACAAAGCAAAACAUCAUCCCCACUCUGGUACGACCAAGAGACAUCUCUUCACCAGCCGAUGACCGUGAAAACAUACUGGUCGCUACUGGAGCCCUGCAUGUUGCAGGGUACCCAGUCAACUUCAGCCCUGCAUUUGAGGAAAAGCACCGACGUGUUCGCGACAUCCCGACAUACCCUUGGCAGAGGGUUCUGUGCAAUGCUGGUACAGAAACAAGUUCCUCUCGGUACCUGUUUCCUCAGACGUCACAUCCUUUACUCGGACAAGCACAAGAAACCACCGAAGGGACGAGCAGUCAAAAGUCAAGGGUCUGGUGUUCCAAUCUCUCAGAAGAAUCUGUGCCAUGGCUUCAGCACCACAUCCUAGAUGGAAAUGUGGUUGUCCCCGCUGCAGCAUACAUGGAGACAGCACUGGCUGCAACCUCUGAAAUCUUUGCGGAUCAAAAUGUACUUUUCCUGAAAAACCUUCAGUUCAAACGUUUCAUGUUUGCCCCCACUUCGGAAGCGGUAAUCAAAUCAACGCUGCAACACAAAACUACAAAGGAAAAGCACUUCAGCCUGUACAGCAAAGAUGCCUCCGGUGCAUGGGUCCUUCAUGCCACAGCAGAGGUGCACAAGGGAGACCUGACACAACCAGUUGGAUCCACCAACGUCCUAUCCAAUGUUGCAGAGAGGUGUUUCAAAACUAUUUCCAGCGAAGAGAUCUAUGAAGCUGCGGAAGAAGCUGGCUUCCAUCUCGGUAGUUCGUUCCACUGUGUUACUUCAUGCACGGCAUCCGACAGCUACGAAGAAGCCGUGGUCACAGCAGAGGCACCAGAAGAGAUUUCACGAGAAUUUGGGCGGUACAUCUACCAUCCUGCCUUCAUGGACACAUUUCUACACACAUUUGCUUGUUUGUCACUCCUAAAUGACAAGUACACUGGAAAGACACCAGCAAAACGAGUUCCAUUCUCCAUGAAAUCUCUGUGCAUCUUCAACAAAAUGCCAUCAAACGUCACUCUCUACUUCAGGAUUUCAAAGAAAGGUCCACGCAGAGUGGUGGACAUCACAGUGACCGACCCCAGUGGCCUAGACGUCAUUUGCGAAGUCAAAGAGCUCAUGUUUGAGGAUAUUGAUGCAGAAUGA